Molecule: messenger RNA, 2253 nt
Organism: [Candida] anglica
Lineage: Eukaryota; Fungi; Ascomycota; Pichiomycetes; Serinales; Debaryomycetaceae
Source: the annotation of a GenBank genome assembly
AUGCUUUCAAAAACAUAUAAUGUGAUUGGGAUUACUGCUAUAGUUUCCAUAUCAGGAUUUCUCUUAGGUUUGGAAUCGUCCUCUUUGACUUCAUUUCUCUCUAGCACUCAAUUCACAAACUACUUUGGAUUAUUAAAUGUUUUGGAACAAAGUAUGGUUUCUUCUAGUAACUCAAUGGGAGCCGUUGUUGGAUGCAUUAUAUGUGGAACAUUGUGUGACACUCUUGGCUGCAUUGCAACUCUUCAAUAUGCAUGUCUUAUUUGGAUUAGUGGAACUGCACUUGCAGUAUUUCUGGUAAAUAUAUACAUGCUUGUCCUUGCAAGAUUAUUCAAAGGGACAGCCGUGGGGUUUAUUUCCACGGUGAUCCCAGUUUAUGUUGUUGAAGCUUUGCCAGAUGAAAGAAGAGGAAUGACAUUGUCAAUCGUUCAAUUGAGCUCCUCUUGUGGUGCAUUGGCACUUUACUAUAUUGGAUAUGUUUUUCAAACUUACAUUUCUAGUGAUUUAUCAUUUAGAUACACAUGGGCGGUAGAAGCGAUUCCAACUCUUCUUUUUCUACUUUUAAGUUUUUUUCUCCCAGAAUCACCUAAAUGGUUUGCUUCUCGGUCAAAAUGGGUUGAAGCUGCUACAAUAUUGGAUAGAUUGAAUAAGCAUAAUUCUCAAAAACGAGGUGAAAGAGAGGUGAUGGGUGAUAAACAAUAUGUAUUAUCUGCCUAUACAGCUCAACCAGAAGUCAAAAAAGGUACAUUUGCAGAUUUAUUUGGGAGAGAGUAUUGGAAAUAUACUGUAAUUGGUAUUUCAAUACAGCUGUUGGUUCAAUUUGCAGGAGUUACUACUUUUAUGUAUUUCUUUGUGUAUAUAUGUGGCAUUUGCGGUCUUGAGGAAAAAGAUAGAGUGUGGACAGUAUCCUUACAGUAUGUAACAUUGUCCGCAUUUACUCUCUUUCCAAUACUUCUAGUUGAUUCAUGUCGAAGAAAAGAUGCAAUGGUAUUUGGGUUCUUUAUUCUUGGUGCUGCUUAUGCUUGUAUUUGGGCAUUGAUUUUGGUAUAUACAAAUGAAAACUUGAGAGUGGAAUUAGUGCCAAAUUCACCAUUUAAUUCUGGAAUUACUGAUGAGCCUGCUUCCGCUGUUCUCGCCCUUUUCCUCUUUCUUGUGGCAGUUUUUUCAACUUCAAUUCAAAGUGUAAGCUGGCUUUACACUGGUGAAAUUUUCCCUAUUUCAAUUCGUUCUAAAGGUUCUGCAAUUUGUAUGGGAGUUUCUUGGGCCCUCAAUAUGUGCUUAACUCUUUUGAUGCCAAUGUUACUCAAUUUCUUGACUUAUUGGGUAUUCGGAAUAUUUUCCAUACUCUGCCUUGGUGCUUCAAUAAUUUUACUUUCAUUUCCGGAAACACGAGAUCUAAAUGCGGUUCAAUUAGAACUGCUCUACACUAGCAAUGUUAUGGUUAAUUGCCAAGUAAUUAGUGAUACAUGUACAAGUAGCGCGUUGGAUAAUGAACCUUUGGUGAAUCGAUUCAAUGCUGUGGACCUGAGCGACAUGAAGAGUAAACAAAGCACAUUGUUAGAAAAGGAAGAGGCAAAAUUCGAAUAUUCAAAUAAUAAUGGAAAAGAAUAUUUAACUGAAACAGAUAAAUUGAUCAUGGAAGAAUUAAAAGAUCGAACCAAUCUAUAUGAAAAUAUAAAUAGUGCAACUUCUAAGAACUCCAGCUCUCUUGAAUUACCAACAGCAAAGGGAAUAAUGUCAAAGGCAAUUAAGUUGGAAAUUCCAAAAGAACCAACCAUUGAAAAUGAGAGAAGCAAAUCUAAAAAAAGAAACAUAUCUGGUGUAAGCACAAAUGAAUACAAGGAUGCAAUUGCAACUCCGGAGCGCCAAUCCACGAUUGGAACUAAUUCGGUAACUAAUGAUUCGGAGUCAUACUAUUCAAAUGAUUGGCAUUUGGAAAAUAAAACAGCAUCAAGUAUGCCGAAUAAACCAUAUAUAAUUCCUGGGGCACUUACUACACUGUCUACAAUUAGUGAUAAUAUCGGAACUUCCCAACCAGGGAUCACGUAUGAACCUGCAGCAUUCUUAAGGCAAAAUAAUCAACACAAUCUUGUAGUUCGUAAUAGUCCUUUGCAACAAGAAACACGGUUGCAAAUUGAGAAAUUUUCCAAAAAUCCAAGUUUACGCAACAAUGCCAGAUUUGGGUCAAAUAAGAAUAUUAUGAAUACCAUUGCUAGAACUAAUAAUCAAGAAGAAAUACAUUCAGAUGUUGAAUGA